ACUCUUUCACCCCCCGGACUGAAAUGGGAAGAUGGUUCCACAGAAGAGCAGCCUGAUAGCUGAAGGCUCUGGCUCCCAUUCUACUUCUUUAGGAACCACAAGUACCCCUUUCUCUGAACACAGUGAUCUUGUGGGAUAAUAGGGCACUUUGAGCUCUCUGAGAGUCACAGUAACAGGGAAGAGGAAGAACAGCGGGAACAAGUGGAAAAGCUUCAGACUUGAGUCAGAUGAGCAGCAGCAGCUCUGCACUUUGAUGUUUUUCAUCUGAAGAUGUUCAGUUUGGUGAUCUUCUGUCACGUUUGGUUCCUGCACACAGAUCUGAUAGGCUGCAGUGAAAACUCCACAGCAGUGAUCCAGUUUUCGGUCCCAGAAAAUCACCACAUCUGCCUACAGUGCAAUGGCUCUGACCGGUCCGAUGUGGUCUGGACCCAUCGGGACAGGAAGGUCCUGGUGACCCGACAGGGCAGCUACGAGACCAAUGAGGACCGUAAGCGCUUCCUCCUGUUAUCUGAUGGCGGCCUCUGCCUCUUGCGGCUUGACGACUCAGACAGCGGGAAGUUUCAUUGUAACCAGCAGCUGGUGGCUCAGCUGGAGGUGCUAACAGGCCAUGACUUCAAGGUGUCUGCAGGCCGGACACUGCUGCUUCCCUGCAGCGGCUCCUCCAGACCCAAAAAGCGGUGGGAUCACCGGAGGGAAGGAAGAAAGUGGGCGACCAUCCUCACCCGGUUCAAAAACAGAACGGUGAAAACAGAGAGCAGCAGGCUUAGCUUUGGGAACGAUGCCUUGCAAAUCCAGGACCUGCAGCCAGAGGACGCUGGAGAGUAUCAGUGCAACGGAGAGCCACAGGCCAGACUCACCGUCCUCACAGAGCAGCCGGAGCCGACAAGCAUCCAGCACACCACCAGUAUGACUACAACACCUGCUGUCAUGGAAACAGAUGCAGUUGAAAAAAAGAAGGAGAAGAAGAGGCCUGAGAAUGCUCUGCUGUUGGUCGCUGUGGUCGGGUUGGGGUUAAUGAUCCUCCUCUUGGUUGCCGUCUGUGUUUUACUAACCAGCAUGAAGUGCAGGAAGAAGAAGAAAUACAGAAGUACAGCUCAGAGGGAUGAAGACACAGAGCUGCAGCCGUGGAAAACGUCCAACACACAAACUGAGCAUCAGGUUUAUGAGAAUCCGUCUCUGCCUGAGGAGACGAUCCAUUACGCCUCUCUGGGCCGACAGAACUGGAAGGAGAGACCCAGCAGGACUCCACCGGACCAGGACCAACAUGACGUCAUCUACUCUUCUGUCAUCACCAGGCCGGCCGCCAAACACAAACGCACUCGGCUGCAUCCUGUGGCAGCGCUCUAACGGUUAGCAGUGCAACGAAAUGUUACAUAUGAAACCACUGGAGGCUGUUUCUCAUCACAAAUGCACUUUCCUUCAGUAAUCAUAUGCUCAUGUGAUUAACACUUUUAUGUUCUAUUUUCUAUUCUGUAUUUCAAUUAACUGUAUUGCUCCUUUAGAGGAAAUUCACCUUGCAACAGCUUUUAAAAAAGUCACGUGGUACAUGAAAAGUAGAAAAAAGUAAAAAAAAACUUUCUUGCAGAGAGUUAUGCUGGCUUUACAUUCAUUUUUUCAAGCAAUUUCACUGCUGCAGACAAAAAUCCAACGUUGGAAUAAAAUCAUGACGGUUUUAGCUCCAUUGGUGCGCGCUCCUUGAUGUCAGUCAUUUUGGUGUUAGGUUAAACCAGUCCAAUCUGCCUUAAGUCAGUCUUUUUCUCAUCUUGACAUUACCAUACAAGUUUAAUAGUGUCUGAAGUUUUUAGUCUUGGCUCAUGCAAAUACUAAUGUUCAAUGAUGUAAACAUUUUCAACAACCAAUAGCUGCGGUCUCUCCAGCACUAAACAGGAAGCAGCAAAGCCAGAUGACUGUAAACAUGGAGGGGACUCCGGGAGGUGCAAGAGCGUGAACAAUUCUGGGUUCUCUUGGACUGCGGAAAAGAAGGAGGAACCGGUGGAGCUGUGCAGCAAUCCACCAACCAGCCCUUAUUUUAGUGAUAAAUCUUAAUUUCUGAAACAGUUCACCUCUCAUUCCCACAGCUCAGCUAACCAAGGGAUGCUUGUAGCAAGCUGUGGUGACAAAAUCCAAAAUGUUGAUUAUACUGAUGCUGAAUUGACAAGAAUACUGUGGAUGUAUGACGCCAUUUGUCUUGUGUCCCUAGAGUUAAGUAUUUUCGCAGACAUGUAAGGAAUUGUUAAUGUGUCGUGUUUCUUAAAAGUUUGGCGUAAUGUUUUCCACCAGGGGCAGGAUGGGAACUAAUUUAAAAAGGAAUCUAGUUGUAGUUUUGCAAAUAGUGACCCUACAAGAUAUGUAGUCUUUGCAAGCUCUUAUAGUGUCUAACUCAAAACUCAUAUUGUCUUUAGAUGUAAAAAGACGUCAGACUUAAGUCUAUUGAAAGUCUUUUGGUGAAGGGUAGACAUUAGAUGAGAAGACUGAUACCACACCUGGAAUCUUGUCAUCACUGUGAGCAGCCCAGCCAAGACAUAAUCCAGUACAUAACUCCCCAUGGAACAACACAUUCUCUCUCCGACCUCGUCACAUAUCGAUAUUUGGUCAUGGACUUUCAACAUCUAGAUACGACAUGAAAGGUACCCUGGGUGCGUUGGUUGUUGACGUUCUGGGAUGCUGUGUCAAGGUUUGCCUGUUACAUGCAGGCCUGUUUUCAAAAUACACUCUGUUUUCACACGAAAUUUAAGGUUUACAUACUGUCUCUUUCAAAAUAAAAGCACUACAUUGGCAUAACAACACAAUUUUUUUUCCCUUCAACAACUUAAACUACCGUGACACAAAUUAAAGUUAUAACAUGUAACAAACCAAUAGCAACCAGUAGCAACCAGAACAAACACUGGGUUGCCUGGGUCAGAGUCGCACACUGGGCCUAGUUUUUAAAACAAUAGAGUAUUAAAUAACAGUCAAAAUAUUCAAAAUAUACAAUAUAUUAAGUGUUUAAGGAGCAAAAAGCAAAAAACGGUGCCUAAUAGAAAAACAACAGAAGUAAGAGAAGUACAAGAGUUACUAAAAAUGAACUUGAUUCUGAGAGAAAUUAUAUUGCACUACACUGACACGUGAUCAUGAUACUAAAAAGUAAUAUUACACAUGAUGUUGUGAAAAUAUGAAAAUAUUUAAAGGUGUGGCUAAAUUUCGUUAGCUUUGGACAGAGCCUGGCUAGCCGUGCCCCCGUUUCCAGUCUUUAUGCUAAGCUAAGAUAGCAUAUUUACAGUACAGACAUGAGAGAGUAUCUGAACAAAUAAAGGCCUUUACACACCAAGGGCAUGAUGAAUUAUUAUUAUCCAUUAGUAUUAUUACUAUCUGGCUCUUUUUCUUACGUUCACAACUGCAAGGCUUUACUGACAAACUUUUCAAACAUGCAAGAACUUUCUUCAGCCCUUAAAAAAACAAUCAUUAACACUACUCAAACAUUCUGUUGGACUCUGGUCUUAGAUAAACUGUCGCUUUGCUACUCCAUCCAUCCAUCCAUCCAUCCAUUUUCAUCUGCUUAUCCAGGGCCGGGUCGCGGGGGCAGAAGGCCAAGCAAAGCACCCCAGACUUCCCCCUCCCCAGCAAAGCUUUCCAGCUCCUCCUGGGAGACCCCAAGGCGUUCCCAGGCCAGAUGAGAUAUGUAAUCUCUCCAGUGUGUUCUUGGUCUGCCCUGGGGCCUCCUACCAGUGGGACAUGCCCAGAACACCUCCAGCGGGAGGCGCCCAGGAGGAUCCUGAUCAAUUGCCUGAACCACCUCAACUGACCCCUUUCGACGUGCAGGAGCAGCAGCUCUUCUCCGAGUUCCCUCCACAUGUCUGAGCUCUUCACCCUAUCUCUAAGACUGAGUCCAGCCACCCCACGGAGGAAGCUCAUUUUGGCUGCUCAUAUCCAUGAUCUUAUUCUUUCGGAUACCACCCAGAGCUCAUGGCCAUAGGUGAGGGUUGGUACUUGAUGGAUCAGUAAAUUCGUCUUCUGGCUCAGCUCCCUCUUCACUACUACAGUCAGGGACAGUGCCCGCAUCCCUGAAGAGAUACUUGAACUCCCUCGCUAGAGGCAGUAACUGUCCCUCAACUAACUCUCCGUUUCUCUCUUUCUAGAAAUAAGAUGCAGGAUAAUUCACUGAUUCUGCUGUGGACAGUAUUUAGCAUUUAUUACAUUAAGUCAAAAAUUAUUUGAAAUGAAAACUCGGUCUGUAAUCUUGAGAAACCUGGAGACUGCUUUGAAAGUUUUAAAAUUCCAAGCAAUAUAAAAUCAUUGAGUAAAGAUUCACUCAUCUUGAAUUUGUCAUGUUUGAAUUGUUGCUGAGAGAGCUUAACACGUCCAAUUCCUGUAUUACCUUUAAAACAGAAUUAUAAAUUAACAAGCUUCUCUCUGCGUGUUCGUUUGAUGAAGAAUUACAGGAGAGUAGAUGACUUCAACUUAACUCUUCUUUACUUCUCUUCACACAGAUCACGAUGUACAGAGCUCUGGGUCUAUUUCUUCUUGCCCUAACCAACAACAUCAGCGAGUCAGGGCACGAAGUCUGACAACCUAUCUCUUCCUGACCCAGUCUUUUUAAGCGUAUACAGUUAUUUGUGACGCAAGCAUUGCCAUUGGUGUUGCUGGGGAGACCUCGUUCCUUUCUGCUGACUCCGUUCUUAUCUGCUGCUCCAGCUCCCCUUUUCUCUGAAACACAUAUCAGAACAGGAAACACAGCUGUCCACAAGGCCGCUCAGCAAACAUCUGAUUUACCUGAAGACAAAGGAAAAAGAGAAACUGAGCACAAGAUGGGAAGACUGUAUGAAAUCCAGCUGCCAAACAGCUGAUGUUCUGUUUCAGUCUGGUUUCAGUCACACUGGGGUUCAACAACAUCUCCUCGACUCUGAGGCAAGUUAUCAAAUAUAAAUAAUUUGGAAACUCUUCUUGAAUCUAUGAGAUCAUUUUGAUGUGUGAACAGAAGCCCAGCCCCUCAGAGCGGAUCAGGCUGUGACUUUCAGUGACUGACUCACAGACAAUAAGUGAAAGUGAAAGCAUGAAAGUGAAACCAGAACCAGUUGUUUAUGUCGAAGCAGCCGACAGACAUUGACUCCUGCCUCUUCAUUUCCUACUUUUUCCUCAAAACAAAAACAAAUCUGGAAACUCAGAAAAGAGAAAAGGACUGUUUUGACACUCUUCUCUUUCUAAGGUAAGAGAAAGACGUUCUUUUUUCUUGGCUUCCUCUUC
This is a messenger RNA of Epinephelus fuscoguttatus (brown-marbled grouper), 5220 nucleotides long. RefSeq lists its product as uncharacterized. The record is from RefSeq and is a predicted model, not a curated record. NCBI's taxonomy places the organism in Eukaryota, Metazoa, Chordata, Actinopteri, Perciformes, Serranidae. The transcript is spliced from 10 exons. The coding region runs from base 271 to 1347 and encodes 358 amino acids.